CGCUUCCGGUCGGCUGGGCUGGCGGACGGUUCGCCCCGUCCUCGACCUAGUGCAGUGCGUCAACCCUUCUGCACGCUGUCCCCUUCGUGACAGCGAUUCGGGUUUAUGGGGCGCCACCCUAAAAAAACGGCAGAUGGGCUUCCUUCAGGGCGCUACUCUCAGGGGUGCACGCUAUGCCUUUUUAAACGCGUUGCUCCGCGGACGGGAUGCGAAAGCAGCAAGCGCGCACAUGGCUGGCUUGAGUAGGUGAGCAACACGAUGGCUGAGAAUUCAUCUGUGAGUCCAGGUGGCAUCACUCCCCUGCAGCAAAUGCUGGCAUCUGGAACUGGAGCCCUGUUCACCUCUCUUUUUGUUACACCUUUAGAUGUGGUAAAGAUCCGACUGCAAGCUCAGAAAACACCAUUCUCUAAAGUGUUGUCAAUACAGACUAUACCCUGGAGCAUUCACCAGCCUAAAUGGAAAUGCUUCCUUUACUGCAAUGGCCUCAUGGACCACCUAUAUGUGUGUCAGAAUGGAAACAGCUGCACAGCCUGGUAUAAGACCCCUACUCACUUCACAGGGACCAUGGAUGCUUUUGUGAAGAUAAUACGUCAUGAGGGGAUCCGGUCCUUAUGGAGUGGCCUGCCACCUACACUAGUUAUGGCUGUUCCUGCCACUAUGAUUUACUUUACUACUUAUGAUCAGCUACGUGGUUUCUUGUAUGCUAAGAUGGACAGCCAAGGACGCUACAUCCCACUAGUGGCUGGAGGUUUGGCUAGACUGGGCGCAGUAACUGUGAUCAGCCCAUUGGAACUCAUCCGAACAAAGAUGCAAUCCCGCCCACUGAGCUACCGUGAGCUGAGUGUCUGCAUCCAGUCUGCUGUGGCCCAGGAUGGUUGGCUGUCACUCUGGAGAGGUUUGGGGCCCACAAUGUUGCGGGACGUUCCUUUCUCAGCUCUGUACUGGUAUAACUAUGAACUGGUGAAGGAACAUUUUUGCAACCGAUUCCAUCUUGAUGAGGCCACGUUCAUGGUCAGCUUUGCAGCUGGUGCCAUUUCUGGCAUGGUGGCUGCUAUCCUAACCCUGCCCUUUGAUGUUGUGAAAACCAAGCGACAGAUCGAGCUGGGGGACAUGGAGACACUUGGAGUUAGCACUUCCAGAUCAUCCUCUACCUGGUUGCUUAUGCAGAGGAUUCGGGCAGAAUCUGGCAUCCGAGGUCUCUUUGCAGGGUUUCUGCCUCGUGUCAUCAAGGUGGCUCCAGCCUGUGCCAUCAUGAUCAGCACCUAUGAAUUUGGCAAGACUUUCUUCCAGAAAAUGAAUGAGGAACAGCGGCUCAGCAGCCUGUGAAGUUCAUGGAAAGGUUCCCAACUGGCAGCCUGCAGAAGGACCAAAGCCAUGCUGGCUAAAAAAGGUUUCAGCAGAGACACAGAGGGAAAGGCAGACUGUGAAUAUGAAGGGAUGGAUAAGUUGGACCCAGCAGUGAUCACUUGUCAGUCAAGAUUCAGAAGACCAUACCCAAGAACAAGAAAUGUUCGGCUUGUUUUGUUUUUUAUAGGGUCUGUCUCAUGUCAGAGAAAUUCCAGGUGCCUUCCAGCUAGCGUCUGCCUUCCUUAUUUUCUCUUUCCCUGGAGAGCAGUUUGGUAAUUUAAAUCCCUUCACUGCAUCCCCCCCUACGUUCAGAGUCAUGGUCAAGUCUUGUCAUUUGGAUCCCAUUACUUUGGAGCCUUUCUGCUUCUUGGAAGACAAGUGGAAGCUCUCGCCGUGGCAUUGCCACAGAUUCUGAGAAUCUGUAGCUACAAGUAUCUGUUGGUAACAUCCCAGUGGAAUGUGGCUUUCCUUUCACAGCUGUAGAAGGAAUUUGAAGAGAAAAAGGAGGAAGCAGACUAGCCUUGGCAUUCCAAAACUAGAUGAUCCUUCUGCUGCAUGAAACCUUUUCCCCCACAAGAGGGCAGGGGGAAAGAGAUCCAAAGAGAAAAACUGUUGUAGACCAAGACAGAUAUCUUCUUCCCUGCCUUAAUUUUUAAAGUGUCUGUUGGCCUGCAUGACUGCUUAUCCCCCCACAUGAACAUUUCCAUGCAUGAUGGAUAUUGUUGGCUUAUGUUGCAAUCCCACACUGGACUUUUGUGCGGGCUCUGAAUCGAAACACUGUUCUGAACACUCAGGAUUUACCUAGCCCUUCCCGUGGCGCUCCCCAUGGACAACUUGAACUUGGGUCUUCAUGCCUUAAAUAUUGAGUAGCAAAGGCACAAAAAUUGCAUUGUACAUCCUCCCACCCUUUUCAAAGUAGUCUGCAUUCUAGGAAGAGUGAAAGCUGUUCUGGGCCAAGGUUUAGUUUGAUUCCUGACAUCUUAUGUGACAUUUCCUAGCGACUGCUAGUCUCAUUGCCAUUUUCUUUGAUUUUAACUUAUGUGCCUGUUGCUUACAUUGUUGAGGUGGGAUGAAGAGCUGAACCCUUUAUUAAAUAAAGCCAUUUAAAAAACAAAA
Varanus komodoensis (Komodo dragon) is the source of this 2463-nucleotide messenger RNA. RefSeq names its product solute carrier family 25 member 39 (gene SLC25A39). Lineage: Eukaryota; Metazoa; Chordata; Lepidosauria; Squamata; Varanidae. Gene Ontology annotation, biological process: mitochondrial transmembrane transport. The transcript has 12 exons. The record is from RefSeq and is a predicted model, not a curated record. The coding region runs from base 259 to 1326 and encodes 355 amino acids.